AAGAGAAUAGUAUGCUAAGGAGUAGCAUUUUGCAAUUCAAAAAUGAUUUUCAAAAACAGGCAAAACGUAUUAAAGCAAGCCAGGAAAUGUUACGGUCAGUACCUGUGAUGAAGCAAACUUCGCCUGAGAGUUCUACCGUGAGCAAUACUCAUACCCUUCAAAAACGCAUAAAAGAACUGGAAGAAGAACUUCGACUCAUGAAAACUGAUAACGAGAAACAAAAAGCUCUUGUGACAAAAUACAGAGAACGAUGGGAAAAGUUGAAGGAGUCUGCGAAAAAACGGAGGGUGAACAAACAAGGCGAUCCAACAGCGCAACAAACCGCUGAACCUUUGCCCGCUCCCAAAAAAACACCGACUCCUGAUUCGGCUCAACCGCCCCAAAGCCCUCAAAGUUUACCAUCAUCACCAUCAUACUCAAAAUUACCUCAGACUGCUUCGACCCCUUCAUCUACAACCAUAACCGCUACGACAAUUACGACUGCAAUUGCUGCUCCAGAAUCGCGGAAACAUCAGUCGUUACCUGAAAUAAAUCUUCCUUUUGCUCUUCAAAAACCGUCUCAUAAGCCCGGUUUUGGCGAGAUUUUAGAUGGAUCUACUAGUUCCAAAAGUAAUAUCGGAACGCCACAAAAGAAUUCUAUCUCUUCAACCACUACAAUCGUUAGCACUAUUGAGACAGAUGCAAAUAAUGUUUACGAAAGCUUCUCCAAUCAAACCACCUCCCCUUUGCGCUUCUUGUCACGACGAGAAUCUGGUGGUUCGGCUCUUCCGACAGUCACCACAGUUACCAUAGAAGGUGUAACUUCACUAUCGAACCAAAAAGAACUGGAUCCAGAUGAAUU
This is a messenger RNA of Acaulospora morrowiae, 841 nucleotides long. The record is from the annotation of a GenBank genome assembly. NCBI's taxonomy places the organism in Eukaryota, Fungi, Glomeromycota, Glomeromycetes, Diversisporales, Acaulosporaceae.